Coregonus clupeaformis (lake whitefish) is the source of this 1778-nucleotide messenger RNA. Its product is annotated as ectonucleoside triphosphate diphosphohydrolase 1. Lineage: Eukaryota; Metazoa; Chordata; Actinopteri; Salmoniformes; Salmonidae. The transcript has 10 exons. Gene Ontology annotation, cellular component: plasma membrane. Gene Ontology annotation, molecular function: UDP phosphatase activity; GDP phosphatase activity. The coding region runs from base 100 to 1620 and encodes 506 amino acids. Gene Ontology annotation, biological process: nucleoside diphosphate catabolic process. The record is from RefSeq and is a predicted model, not a curated record.
GAGAAGAGGGGAGAGAGAGGGAGGGGGAAGGUUAUAGAGAGAAGAGGGGAGAGAGAGAGAAUAGAAAGACCAUUAUAUCACUGCUGAGCGAUACAGACCAUGGCUGAACAGAGAGAGAUUAAAGAAAAUAACGCCUGGCAUAAGGCUGUGAUCCUCUUCAUCACUGUGCUUGUUAUCACAGCGAUAGUUGCCCUGGUGACAACAGCAGUAUUGCAGAACCAGCCUCUCCUACAGAAGUACAAGUAUGGAAUCGUCCUGGAUGCUGGCUCCUCACAUACAGCAGUGUAUAUCUACGAGUGGCCGGCAGAGAAGGAGAAUGACACAGGAAGAGUGCAGCAGACACACGCCUGCAAAGUCAAAGGUGCUGGUAUCUCCAGCUACUCUGUGUUUCCAGGGCAGGCAGGGGCGUCUCUGAAGAGCUGUAUGAAGGAAGCAGAGAGCCUCAUCCCCCUACGCAGGCAUCCCGAGACCCCUCUCUACCUGGGGGCCACCGCCGGAAUGAGGCUGCUCAGGAUGGAGAACCAGAGUUUGUCUGAUCAGGUGCUUGGGUCGGUAGAGGAGGCGUUGCGUUCCUCUCCGUUCUCCUAUCAGGGCGCUCGCAUCAUCACAGGCCAGGAGGAGGGAGCCUUCGGCUGGGUCACUGUUAACUACCUGAGUGACCGACUGAAACAGGGCUCAGGGACCACCGGAGCUCUUGAUCUGGGCGGAGCCUCCACUCAGAUCAGCUUUGUGGCCAAUCAGGAUGGGGCGGAGAAAUCGGCGGAGAACACUGUGACCUUCCGUCUCUAUGGAAAUGACUACUUCCUUUACACACACAGCUUCCUGUGCUACGGGAAAGACCAGGUGCUCAAACUGGCACUUUCUCAGCAGACUCAGUCUGGGGACAGCUCAGUGCUGGACCCGUGUUUCCACCCAGGUUACAGUGUUGAUCGGGACUACUCUAGCGUGUACUCCAGCCCCUGCGUCAUGACUGGGAAACCCCUCGUCUCCAGGGACAGUUUCACCCACAUAGGAACAGGAAACGCAUCGCAGUGCCAGGAAGUAGUCAGAAGAAUCUUCAACUUCAGUGGCUGCAGCUUCAGUCGCUGUUCUUUCAACGGGGUCUACCAGCCACCACUACAGGGGCCGUUUGGGGCAUUCUCAGCAUUCUACUUUGUGAUGAACUUUCUGAACUUGACAUCAGACUCUCUGGAAAGGAGCAGGGAGAAGCUGGCGCUCUACUGUUCUACACCCUGGACCCAGUGUGUAAUGUGUGUGUGUGCAGAUCAACAGCAGCACCCUGAUGUGAAGGAGAAGUAUCUGGCAGAGUACUGUUUCUCUGGGAGCUACAUCCUCUCUCUACUGACUGACGGAUACAACUUCACCUCAGACACCUGGACACACAUCACAUUCAUCAAGAAGAUUUCAGGUAGUGAUGCAGGUUGGACGUUGGGCUACAUGCUGAAUCUGACCAAUAUGAUUCCAGCCGAGGCUCCAGACACUCCUCCUCUUCCUCACGCCGGCUACAUCACCCUCCAAUUCUUCAUCUCUCUCCUCCUCUUCUUCUUCCUCCUCUUCCUCCUCUUCCUCAGUCUCCGAUCCCGGUGGCCGCGCUGCAACUCCCAGACACAGAUGAUAUAGACGCACUGGACACAAUAUGGACACCUGUGUGUGUGUGUGUGUGUGUGUGUGUGUGUGUGUGUGUGUGUGUGUGUGUGUGUGAACAUGAUGUUUCUAAAAUGUAUCUCAUAAUGUUAUGCUUCUUAUUCUCCAGUAAAGUUCAGACGUAUAAAAACGGA